AUGGCGAGCAGCCCUCCCGGAGGCGCGACUUCACCGCCUCCAACUGGUCCGCAGCUGGCUCUGCCCAAGAAGCGCCCCUCCAUCACCAUCCCCGGCCAGGCCCCAUCAUACAAGCGUCGCAAGCCGUCAAAUGCUUCAUCUACACAUCCUUUGCGCCAGACAUCCUUUCCACCACCGGACCGUCCAGGCAGAGAAUACAGUCCCGACACUCAAGCCUCGCAAGCCGCAUACUCGCCCGUCUCUCGUCGCAGCGAUAGUCUCGAUAUCGACGAUGAAAUCAACAGCGUAGUCAGCGGUCGCACCGGCACUACUAGCAACAAGAAAGAUCGCGCAAACAAGACCAAGAAGGUUGGCAAAGUUGGCCGCCCGCCAAAAAACCGCGGUGAUACCGCCAGUCUCAUCGAUGGCGAUGCUGGUCGCAAAGGAACUUCUACAAAUACCGGCAACAAUGAAGAUGGCCCUGCCGACGAUGCCAACAGCGAAGACGAAGAAGAUGGCGGCGACGACGUCAACACACUCGAAGGCGGCAAGCUCACAAAAGCCGCCAUGGACGCUGAGAAAGAGCGCAAGGCCAUGUUUAGCACACAUAUCCACCCCGCCCAUGCCGAGAUCUACGAAACCUGGAAUCGCAUACAUUUGAAGAAGGAAGUCGUCCGCCGUCUCGCCAACCAAACUCUGUCGCAAUCAGUACCUGCCAGCGUCGUCACCACUAUCAACUCGUACACCAAAGUCUUUGUAGGAGAAAUCGUCGAUCGCGCAAGAGAGGUUCAGAAAGAGUGGCUUGCUGCCUCCGAAACAUUACCUACGGGUGACAAGAAUGAGGAGGCUUUUGGCAAGGAUGGCGAGGGCGAACCAAAGGUCAAAGAGCGCGACAGAGGUCCGCUGCUACCCGAUCAUCUGCGUGAGGCUCUUAGACGAUACAAGCACGAUAGAUCUGGAGGCACCGUGGGUUUCACUGGUAUCAGUUUGGAGGGAAGAGAGUCUGCUGCUGUUAGAAAUGGUGGUAGAAGGCUCUUCAGAUGA
This is a messenger RNA of Aureobasidium melanogenum CBS 110374, 1023 nucleotides long. RefSeq names its product histone-fold-containing protein. Bases 1 to 1023 code for a protein of 340 amino acids. Gene Ontology annotation, biological process: transcription initiation at RNA polymerase II promoter; RNA polymerase II preinitiation complex assembly. The transcript has a single exon. Gene Ontology annotation, cellular component: nucleus; transcription factor TFIID complex. Gene Ontology annotation, molecular function: transcription coactivator activity; protein heterodimerization activity. The record is from RefSeq and is a predicted model, not a curated record. NCBI's taxonomy places the organism in Eukaryota, Fungi, Ascomycota, Dothideomycetes, Dothideales, Saccotheciaceae.